AUGGAUGAUGAAGAAUUUGAAAUAGCUGAUGAUGAUAAUGAUGAAACAACAACUGAUCUCAACAUGAAUGAUGACAAUAAUGAUGAUUUUCCUUCUAAUGAUAAUUAUAGUGAUGAAGACGAACAAGACGAUGCUCGAAAUUUAAUAGAUGCAAGGAGAGAAGACUUUGUUGGAAUAAGAGUCCUUAAUACGGUCCAGACUCACAUAGAACAUUCUUAUUUUAAAGUUACAAUCAAUGAUAAUAUACAAUAUAUACAUAAACAAACUGCUUGUUAG
This is a messenger RNA of Rotaria sordida, 276 nucleotides long. The record is from the annotation of a GenBank genome assembly. NCBI's taxonomy places the organism in Eukaryota, Metazoa, Rotifera, Eurotatoria, Philodinida, Philodinidae.